GGAGGUGCGGCCCUGCGGAGCUCCUCCCCUCGCUGCCUUCACGGCCUUUAGAAGGGGCGGGCUGCGGCGCGUGCGCCCUGCGGAGCUGUGUGUGUCCUCUGCGGAACGGGAGCCAUGGGGCUGGGGCAGAAUGGCGCCGUGCGGGUUGAAUGGAUUGCUGCGGUCUCUUUAGCUGCUGGAGCAGCUGCCAUUGGGUAUCUAGCAUACAGAAAAUUUCUCUCUAAAGACAAAUGCUGCAAGGCAAUGGUGAAUCUCCAUAUCCAGAAGGAUAACCCCAAGGUAGUCCAUGCGUUUGAUAUGGAAGAUCUGGGAGACAAGGCCGUGUACUGCCGUUGUUGGAGAUCUAAGAAGUUCCCGCUGUGUGAUGGCUCUCACACACAGCACAACGACGAAACUGGUGACAACGUUGGGCCUCUGAUCAUCAAGAGGAAGGAGGCGUAGAGUGGACAGUAGAAGUUGCGCAAUGAAUGUCUGACAUAUCCUCUGCUCGCUUGUAAUUGGGGGAAAAACCACAAAUUCAUUGUCGUGUCACUGAAGAAUUUCCAGUGUAGUUUAUACAUCAGGCUUGUUUAUUUUUUCUGGGGCUUGUCUUGUUUUAAUCACUACAGUGCAUAAUUUACUAAAUAGUCAUAGUUGGGAUUUUUUGUCCUGUGAUGUGUGUGUACCCUCUUGUUGAGUAUGAAGCUAAACUGACGCACAGAAUGUAUGAGGCUGUUCAGGAAAAGACACAUUCAGCAGGUGGUUCUGAGAGGUUUGAAAGUUGUCUGUCUGGAUAGGGUUCCACUUAGAAAGCAGUGGUGAGAAGGAAAUCAUGGUGCCAGAAUGGAGCUUAACUUGUAAUUAUGCUUCAUUUUCUGCAGAUGUCACGUUUGGCUUGUUACAUGGCUGUCUGGUGUGGGCUCUGUCAAAGAACGUGUUUAAAACUGCUGAUUAUGAACAGACAAUGUGAAAUGCUUAGAGCAUAAUGGGGCUAAAGGGCAACUUUGCCUUUGAUUUUACAGCAGUGUUGAAACUUGACCCUACUACAAUGCGGUAGCAUGAAUGUACUACCAGAACUGCAGGCCUGUAUUGAGAGCAGGAUUAGGAAGAUGAUCUGUGAGAGCUUUCUCAAUAAACAAGUGGAAGGAUGUGAAGUGCUCAGAGUGAUGGCUGAGGGGUUGCAGGGUUGUUUUUACUGCUAGAAACACUUAGUUUCCUUUGCAAUCUCUGACAGUGGAGCAAACUUCCCCAGACCGCAGGACAGGGAGGCUGUGCUGAUUUAUUUCAGAAGCUGAAAGAAAAAGUAAAACCCCACCGUCGUCUUCAUUGGUCUGGCUGGUUCCAGAAGAUGCUUCCUGCUGUUGCAGAGGGGGCAGGCACGCCUUUCCUUAUUAAGUGGCCUUAGGCUCUACGUGUCUUAAAUAGCUCCUGCCUUCCUGGGCUCACUGCUAAUGUGGAUCAGCUAAUUUUACCAAAAGAACAAACUUGGACAGGCUUUGGUGACAGGUAGAAACGUGGACAAAAGGAAAGAUGAGACAAAGGAGGACUCAUGUCCUCUUUUUGUAUGGUACCUGUCUGCCUUAUCUAACACAGUUGCAUAAAUGGCCACAAGUCUCCUUAAUUAGCUUUUGAUUUAUCAACUGUAUAUAGUAUAAAUGACUAUAAAGCAAAACCCAAAGAGUGUGAUGGCAGAAGGCAGUUUUGUAUUAAACCUGGUCCCACUAGCAUAUGUGCAGCUUGUCAAGAGAAUUUCUGAGGCUGAGGUCUUAGUUGGCAGAGCAGGUAGGCAACACAGACCUAAAGGCAGGAGGGUUUGCAGGUAGAGUAUUUGAGUGGGGUCAACUGCUGUCUGUGACAGACCUCUACUUGUAAGAGGUUGCAAUUGAAUAUAUUUAGUCUCAUCUUUCUCUUCCCAUCUUGACUGUAAAGCUACCUGUUGUUGGUUUUGUUUAGUUUUUUUUUAUGUGCCUGAGUACUGAUGGAUAUGGAAAAUGGUUUUAAUCUUAAAUUAUCAAAUAUAUUUGUUUUAUCCGAAAACAAGUUCUCUCUGUAUUACUAGAAUGUGGCACUGGAUAUUUCUGUGUUUUUUUUCAUAUAGAUGCAAUUGAGCUCACUUUGAUCUCAAGGUUGUCAUGUUUGAAUUCUCAUAGGUGUGCUGUUUGUUCCGAGGAAGAAUUGCGCUGUAAGUAGAGCUGUAAUCCAGUGCUGCUGUAACCAUAAACCUGUGUCUGGGUUGGGUUUUCCUUCUGAGACUUUCUGUUAGCAGCGGAGUCGGGCUGCUUUGGAAGCAAUGCAACUUCACUGAAAACUGCGUUUGUGUUUAAGAGACAAAGUCCUGACAUCUCAGAUGAAUCUUCUCAGUCAUAAGACUGUUUCCUGCAGUAGGACAGGGAAAUGCUUUGUGGUGCUUGAGCAUCAGGGAGGGGGUCUCCAUGAGAAGCUCUUCUUCCUGGGAGCAGAAGCAGAAUCUUUGCUGAUUUACAUCCUGGCGGGUUCGUUUGGGAGAAGCGUCACACUGAGAAACGUUGCCAUUAAAUGUUCAUGGUUUAUUUCUGUGCACGUACAGUUUUCUGUACCUAAAAUUUCCACUACAUUUAUAUGUGAGCUAUUAGAACACAAUAAUGAAAAGAGAUGCCUGAAGUGAAGUAAAUAAAAUUGCCAGUCAUCUCGAAGAGCACCACAAAGCACUGCUCUGUUGUUUUGCCUCCAUAGCAGGGUAGGUUAUAGUCUCACGCUAGUCUGAGUGCCUGGCUGAUCCAGUGUUCUCUGCAAUCUUUUCAGUGCUUUCCACCAAACAAUCUCAAAGAUAUUAUUGGUUUCACCUUUGCUAAGAUUAAACCAUCCAGAAAUGA
Coturnix japonica (Japanese quail) is the source of this 2831-nucleotide messenger RNA. RefSeq names its product CDGSH iron sulfur domain 1 (gene CISD1). Gene Ontology annotation, molecular function: 2 iron, 2 sulfur cluster binding. Lineage: Eukaryota; Metazoa; Chordata; Aves; Galliformes; Phasianidae. Gene Ontology annotation, biological process: regulation of autophagy. The record is from RefSeq and is a predicted model, not a curated record. Gene Ontology annotation, cellular component: intracellular membrane-bounded organelle; mitochondrial outer membrane.